AUAUACCAAAUAUCAACUGUCGCCUCGGCAUUACUACUCUUUGACCAAGUAAAUACGCGUUGUGCCGCUGUACCGCGCUCAGUCGCCUCCCGCCGUUCAUAUACAAGGACGUAAUCAUGGCGCAGGUAAAAAUCCCCACAAUAAAGCUGAACAAUGGAGCUGAUAUGCCAGUGCUGGGUUACGGCACGUGGCUCGGAAUCAGUGAGAAGGCGCAAGCAGCUGGUGACGCCAAGGAAGCCUUUUCGUUUGACUUUGACGUGAGUGAUGCGCCAAAAAUGGUCGAAGCUUUGUCGUAUGCCAUCGACAUCGGCUAUCGACACAUCGAUACGGCGCAUCUCUACCGCAUGGAGCCUGAAGUAGGGCAAAUUAUCAACCAGAAGAUAAAACAGGGUGUUGUGAAGAGAGAGGAACUGUUUGUUACGACAAAGGUGUGGCAUCACUUCCACCGCGAGGCUGACGUGGAGGUGUCCGUGAGGGGCUCCCUGCGCCGUCUCAAUCUGGACUACGUGGAUCUCAUACUCAUGCAUUGGCCCAUGUCAAUCUCUCAAACAGGCGUUGACGAAAAAAUCGAUUAUCUGGAGACUUGGCGCGGGUUCGAGUCCGUGUUGAAGAAAGGCCUCGUCAAGGCCAUCGGCGUUUCCAACUUCAACUUAGAGCAGAUGAAGAGAUUACUGGCCAACUGCAAAGUGCCACCAGCGAGCAACCAAAUUGAGAUCAACCUGAACUUGGGCCAGCCGGAGCUGGUAGAGUACUGCCAGUCGAAAGGCGUGGUCGUGGUCGCCUACUCGCCGUUUGGCACAAUGGUGCCGUCACGAGCCGCUCCGAACAGCCCCGAACCAAAACUCAACAACCCUACUAUGGUGGCCAUCGCGAAGAAAUACAAUAAAACAGUCACGCAGGUCACUUUGAGAUAUCUGUACCAACGCGGCAUCGUGUCCAUACCCAAAACCAUAACGAAAAGUCGAGUGCUCGAAAACGCGUCGAUUUUCGACUUUGAACUCGACCAGGGCGAUGUCGCUACGAUUGCUAAGUUCGACAACGGGUACCGGACAGUCCGUCCAAUUUUCUGGCAAAACUACCUCAACUACCCCUUUGACAAAGUACCGGAGAAGGCUGAGAUACCCAAAUCACUGAUGGUUUGGAAAAAUGGCAUCAAUCUUGAUAUUGAUUAAAUUGUUCAAAUAAAUAAAAAUUAUUAA
Messenger RNA from Manduca sexta (tobacco hornworm), 1199 nucleotides. Its product is annotated as aldo-keto reductase AKR2E4. Lineage: Eukaryota; Metazoa; Arthropoda; Insecta; Lepidoptera; Sphingidae. The transcript is spliced from 8 exons. The record is from RefSeq and is a predicted model, not a curated record. Gene Ontology annotation, molecular function: aldose reductase (NADPH) activity. Gene Ontology annotation, cellular component: cytosol. The coding region runs from base 117 to 1172 and encodes 351 amino acids.